AUGUGUAAAGCCAAAUCUGAAAAGAAAAAUAUGAAUAAAAAUAUGUCAAUUGAUAAUAUUAAUAGUGAGGAGACUCUUGUUGAAAUAAUUUCUAUUAAAGAAAUUAGUAAACAUAUUGAAGAUUCGAUUGCUAGUUUAGAAAAUGAAGAUAUCAAAGAUAGAAACAGGUGUCAAGAAUUAGAAACUAAAAUUGCUGCUUUAAACUGUUUAGUUAAAUAUUUAAAUAUAGAAAUGGCUACAAACAAUUUAUGGCAUGUUGAAUCUGUUGUUAAUAACUUAG
This is a messenger RNA of Racocetra persica, 280 nucleotides long. Lineage: Eukaryota; Fungi; Glomeromycota; Glomeromycetes; Diversisporales; Gigasporaceae. The record is from the annotation of a GenBank genome assembly.